Messenger RNA from Pochonia chlamydosporia 170, 993 nucleotides. RefSeq names its product helix-loop-helix DNA-binding domain-containing protein. The coding region runs from base 1 to 993 and encodes 330 amino acids. The transcript has a single exon. The record is from RefSeq and is a predicted model, not a curated record. NCBI's taxonomy places the organism in Eukaryota, Fungi, Ascomycota, Sordariomycetes, Hypocreales, Clavicipitaceae. Gene Ontology annotation, molecular function: protein dimerization activity.
AUGUUGAGGAGCGGGAAAGGGCAGGGCAGCGAAGCCUCAACGUCUUUCUACAAUGGACAUGCUGCAGUAUCCCAAACGCCUAGCUUCACUAAUCGUUAUGGGUCGGAGACGUCGCUCCCUCCCUUCGAUCCCCCUGCCUUGCCAACGCCGGACGUUACAGACAUGGAUCCAAGCAACGAUGACAUGGAUCUCGGAUGGCUCAGCUCACUACCUGAUAGCACCCAGGCUAGCAAUGGCACUCUGACGCCACUUGAUCACUGGGAGCGCCCAAAUACAGCUUCCACUUCCACCUUGAGGUGGUGCCCGCCUCUCACGGGGUCCACCACCGAAAGCGGCACUCCUCUCUCCAAGAACAAACGGCAAGGCAAGGCUCCUAGCAGUAAAGCCGCCAUGGUAUGUGCCAGACUGUUGGGAACCUUGUUUGCGAAUCAAUCUUCCUUGAUCAAUAUUGACGUUGCAACAUUGAAGACUCGACGACCUACCAAUAGUAAGAAACCAAAGGGGCGGAAGCCGGACCAGGGCCACUCCGAAUCUUAUCGUGGUCAUUAUGCGGUGGAACAAAAGUAUAGAUCCAGGUUGAACGAGCAAUUUGCAGCAUUGUCGCAAGCGGUAUGGCGGCGGGAAACGCAACGGAUCCGCCGACCAGAGACCGGUCUGCUGAGUCCUCCGUCCGGCGUUUCGCAAGCCUCGCAAGAUGACAGAGAUUCCUGCCAAAAUGGUCCCAAACGUCAGAACAAGAUCGAUGUGCUUUCGAAUGCCAUCGACACUAUCCAACUCCUAACCGAACGCUGUGACCAAAAGCGUCGAGAGCUCGACCAGUGGGGGGAACCUUUGGGGAGCAUUGGGGAAAUGAUACGAGGCAUUGUAGCUGAUCUGGUAGAUGAUGAUCAACCUGUCGAUCCAAGUCUGGCGCAAAUACCUACAGGGUCUUUGACGACGAUGAUGAUGCACGAUCCUAAUGGACUAGAAAUGCGGAUGAUGGGACUCUUGUGA